Molecule: messenger RNA, 426 nt
Organism: Acaulospora colombiana
Lineage: Eukaryota; Fungi; Glomeromycota; Glomeromycetes; Diversisporales; Acaulosporaceae
Source: the annotation of a GenBank genome assembly
GCUGAUGGGUUCAGCUCGAGGGAUCCUCUGUUCCGAAGCAGUAUCCUAGAAUCGAAUAGAAACGGUCCGGGUCAAUACGCGCUGUUCAGAUUUGAGCUUGGGAACGAGGUGUGCCACCCAACACUCCUCCUCAACAAACCCGCGCCCGUGUUGUACAUGAUCCGAGCUAUCUUCCAACAAUGUUCUCCUGCCUGGAUUCUACCACUCACUCGCCAGUCAAAUGCUCGCCCAAUUUGGAGUUCCGCUACGUUUGACUCGCCCACGACGUCAUUUUUCGCUCUCGGCAACCCUCGUCCCGUCAUUCAACCCGACAUUUAUGGUGAUAGCCAGUUUGCUGACAAAUCACACGUGAAUUCACUUUUCUCUCAAAUCGGGAAAAACACCUCCAACGAGGAUGGCUCACGGCUAUCCCCCUAUUCUAAAUGA